This is a messenger RNA of Diceros bicornis minor, 1854 nucleotides long. It is a transcript of the gene SELE, whose product is annotated as selectin E. The record is from RefSeq and is a predicted model, not a curated record. Lineage: Eukaryota; Metazoa; Chordata; Mammalia; Perissodactyla; Rhinocerotidae. The coding region runs from base 1 to 1854 and encodes 617 amino acids. Gene Ontology annotation, molecular function: sialic acid binding; oligosaccharide binding. The transcript is spliced from 12 exons. Gene Ontology annotation, biological process: response to cytokine; heterophilic cell-cell adhesion; leukocyte tethering or rolling. Gene Ontology annotation, cellular component: membrane; external side of plasma membrane.
AUGAGAAGAACUCUUGAAGUCAUGAUUGCUUCACAGUUUCUCUCUGCUCUCACUCUUGCUCUUCUGUUUAAAGAGAGCGGAGCCUGGUCUUACAGUGCCUCCACAAGAAACAUGACUUUUGACGAGGCCAGUGCUUAUUGUCAGCAAAGGUACACACAUCUGGUUGCAAUUCAAAACCAGGAAGAGAUUAAAUACCUCAACUCCAUAUUCAGCCAUUCACCAAGUUACUACUGGAUUGGAAUCAGAAAGGUCAACAAUAAGUGGGUCUGGAUAGGGACCCAGAAGCCUCUGACUGAAGAAGCCAAGAACUGGGCUCCAGGUGAACCGAACAAUAAGCAAAACAAUGAGGACUGUGUGGAGAUCUACAUCAAAAGAGACAAGGACGCGGGCAAGUGGAAUGACGAGAAAUGCAGUAAAAAGAAGCUUGCCUUGUGCUACACAGCUGCCUGUACCCAUACAUCCUGCAGCGGCCACGGUGAAUGUGUAGAGACCAUCAACAACUACACUUGCCAGUGCCACCCCGGCUUCAGUGGACUCGAGUGUGAGCAAGUUGUGACCUGUCAAGCACAAGAAGCCCCCGAGCACGGACACCUGGUUUGCACCCACCCUUUUGGGAGCUUCAGCUACAAUUCUUCCUGCUCCGUCAGCUGUGAAAAGGGCUACCUCCCGAGCAGUACGGAAGCCAUGCAGUGUACUUCCUCCGGAGAGUGGAGUGCUCCUCUUCCAGCCUGCAAGGUGGUUGAGUGUGAUGCUUUGACAAAUCCUGCCAAUGGAGUCAUGGAAUGUUCCCAAGGCCCUGGAGGAUUCCCAUGGAACACAACCUGUGCCUUUGACUGUGAGGAAGGAUUUGAGCUAGUGGGACCCCAGCACCUCCAGUGUACCUCAUCUGGGAAUUGGGACAACGAGAAGCCGACGUGUAAAGCUGUGACAUGUGGCGCCAUCGGCCAUCCUCAGAAUGGCUCUGUGAGCUGUAGCCACUCCCCUGCUGGAGAAUUCACCUUCAACUCAUCCUGUAGCUUCACCUGUGAGGAAGGCUUCAUGCUGCAGGGGCCAGCCCAGGUUGAGUGCACUGCACAGGGGCAAUGGACACAGCAAGUCCCAGUUUGUGAAGCUUUACAGUGCAAAGCCCUGUCCAGCCCAGAGAGAGGCUACAUGAAUUGUCUUCCUAGUGCUUCUGAAAGUUUCCAAAGUGGGUCCAGCUGUGAGUUCUCCUGUGAGCAGGGAUUUGUGUUGAAGGGAUCCAAAAAGCUCCAAUGUGGCCGCACAGGAGAGUGGGACAGUGAGAAGCCCACAUGUGAAGCUGUGAAGUGCGAUGCUGUCCGCCGGCCCCAGGACGGCUUGGUGAGGUGUACCCAUUCUCCCACUGGAGAGUUCACCUACAAGUCCUCCUGUGUCUUCAGCUGUGAGAAGGGCUUUGAGUUACGUGGGUCAGCUCAACUGGAGUGCACAUCUCAGGGACAGUGGACACAGGAGGUCCCCUCCUGCCAAGUGGUACAAUGUUCAAGUCUGGCAGUUCCCGGAAAGGUCAACGUGAGCUGCAGUGGGGAGCCUGUGUUUGGCGCCAUGUGUACGUUUGUGUGUCCUGAAGGAUGGAUGCUCAAUGGCUCUGCAGCUCUGACGUGUGGUGCCACAGGACACUGGUCUGGGAUGCCACCUACCUGUGAAGCUCCCGCCGAAUCCAACGUUCCCUUGGCAGUUGGACUCUCUGCUGCUGGAACCUCCCUCCUGACAUUAGCAUCAUUUCUCUUCUGGCUUCUGAAACGCCUUAGGAAAGCAAGGAAAUUUGUUCCUGCCAGUAGCUGCCAAAGCCUUCAAUCAGACGGAUCCUACCAAAUGCCUUCUGAGUCAAUUUAA